Alligator mississippiensis (American alligator) is the source of this 1746-nucleotide messenger RNA. It is a transcript of the gene MRGBP, whose product is annotated as MRG domain binding protein. Gene Ontology annotation, cellular component: NuA4 histone acetyltransferase complex; nucleus. Gene Ontology annotation, biological process: regulation of transcription by RNA polymerase II. The record is from RefSeq and is a predicted model, not a curated record. Lineage: Eukaryota; Metazoa; Chordata; Crocodylia; Alligatoridae. The transcript is spliced from 6 exons. The coding region runs from base 135 to 671 and encodes 178 amino acids.
CCGGCGCGGCGGCCGAGGAGGCGGCGGUGGUGUGGAGCCCCGAGGUGGAGGUCUGCCUCUUCCACGCCAUGCUGGGCCACAAGCCCGUGGGAGAAUUGCUCCGGGAUGUUGCCGAAGUCAAAUCAUGAGUGAAAAUGAAGAGCUGUCGUUUUCCAAAGGGGUCUUCGGGUCUGUUGUGGGGCGCCGCGAGUCUGAAAAAGUGUGUGAAUCGCCACUUCCACAUGAUUUGUAUCCGAGACAAAUUCAGUCAAAAUAUCGGACGUCAGAUUUCGUCCAAAGUGAUUUGGGACCAUCUAAGCACUAUGUACGACAUGCAAGCACUUCAUGAAUCUGAGAUUCUCCCUUUCCCGAAUUCUGAGAAAAACUUCAUCCUGCCUGAGGAAAUUAUUCAAGAGGUGAAAGAAGGAAAAGUAAUGAUUGAAGAAGAGGUGAAGGAAGAAAUAAAAGAAGAGCUAGAACCUCAUGCAGGUCCAGAUGAAGUUUAUGGACCUUCAGGAAACUUGGGAAAAGCAACUGAAAAACCAAGCAGCAAAGAGAAAGACAAGACCUCAUCAGAUUCUGGGUCUAAAGAAGGAGCUGAUAAGAGGAAACGUAACAGAGUCACUGAAAAGGUCUUAAAUGCAAAUAGCAAUCCCUCCAGUCCAAGUGCUGCUAAACGGCGCAGAACAUGAGGAAGUCGUGAAAGACUUUGUUUAAGUGUAGUCUUUAACUACAGAAUCUGGGUAGGGAAGAUUAGAAGGAAAGCCAUCAUAAAGACUUGUUCAUUUGGGAAAAGUAUGUCUGAGUCCGGUAUUCAAAGCAUCUGCACAUUGGUGUUACAUGUGGAAAUGGACUUGCCUAUUCCUUCUUUUAAUUUACUUGGUCAGCAUUGCAUAGCUAAAUGAUGGCUAUGUCCUCAACAUACUGAAGGAGAAAGCUGGCAGCUUUUCAAAUGUGUGUGCUUAACAAGUUGGGCGGUAGCAUUUUAAAAUAUCAGUAACACACACACACACACACACGCACACGGUGUCGUACUUCCAAAAAGGAACUUUUGGGAAGACAAGAAGCCGCAGUUCAUGAUGAGUUUAGGUUAUUUGCAAAGUUUAGAUUCGUUUCAUGUCUUCUGUUUGCUGCUUUCUUUGAGUACUUGAAUCUCUUUGUGGGUGACGGUUCUAGAACAUUUUACUUACAGCAAAAACAACGUUUUUAUUGGACGUCUGACUUUGUUGGUCCAGUAAAAUUAAGUUAGUAUAUUAAAUACAGAUUGCUGUAUUAAGAAGAAGUAAAACCCCUUUCUGAUGGAGGCUUGGUGGUGUAACAUAUUAGCACGUACUGUAAAAAAGUCAGUGUUUUGUUUCCAAAUUGAAUUUUUCAUAAGUGGCCUAAACUAAAAUGUCUUGUAGUGCCAAGUGGUAUAAAUGGGUUCACCUGGGAAUGCAAGAACCUUGAGCUAUUGUUCCACCCACUUGUAUUGUAAUAAUGUAUAUAACAGUUGUUUUUGUAUUUCACAGAUUGCAAUUUUUAAAACUUUUAUUAGGGGGUUGUUAAAUUGAAUUAAGAUUGCAAAAUGUUAAUCUUUUGCAGUUACUGUACUUACCUGAAGUUGUCUUAGUUUAAGCUCUUAAAGAUUUAUGAUACUUUUCAAUUUAAUGUUUUGAAAAUCGCAGGAUUUUGCAGGUUAAGCUAGUGAAAGAAGCAGGUGGUAGUGUUGGUGAAUUGUAUCUCUGGCUAUUAAUCUUACUGUUUAAUUAAAAAAAUUACAAUGCU